Molecule: messenger RNA, 870 nt
Organism: Miniopterus natalensis
Lineage: Eukaryota; Metazoa; Chordata; Mammalia; Chiroptera; Miniopteridae
Gene: SDF2L1
Product: stromal cell derived factor 2 like 1
Source: RefSeq, a predicted model, not a curated record
UCUGUCAAAGCCGGAUUGGCCGGCUGCGGAGACGGAAGCGGCUCAAGGAUCCGAGCUGGCGGAGCCCGGCUGGGGCGAUGUGGAGAGCUGGAUGCGGCCGAGCUGCUGGAGCAGCGCUGCUGGGGCUACUGCUGGCGCUCCUGGUGCUCGGCAGCGGUGCCGCCAAGACCGGCGCGGGGCUCGUGACCUGCGGGUCGGUGCUGAAGCUGUUUAACACGCAGCACAGGGUGCGGCUGCACUCGCACGACGUCAAAUACGGAUCCGGCAGCGGCCAACAGUCGGUGACCGGCGUGGAGGCGUCUGACGACGCGAAUAGCUACUGGCGCAUCCGCGGCAGCUCGGAGGGCGGGUGCCUGCGCGGGUCCCCAGUGCGUUGCGGGCAGGCGGUGAGGCUGACACACGUGCUCACUGGCAAGAACCUGCACACGCACCACUUCCCAUCGCCGCUGUCCAAUAACCAGGAGGUGAGCGCCUUUGGGGAAGACGGUGAGGGUGACGACCUUGACCUGUGGAUGGUGCGCUGCUCAGGGCAGCACUGGGAGCGGGAGGCCACCGUGCGCUUCCAGCAUGUGGGCACCUCUGUGUUCCUGUCUGUCACUGGCGAGCAAUAUGGGAGCCCCAUCCGUGGGCAGCAUGAGGUGCACGGCAUGCCCAGCGCCAACACACACAAUACAUGGAAGGCCAUGGAAGGCAUCUUCAUCAAGCCCAGUGUGGAUCCCUCUGCAGGUCAUGAUGAACUCUGAGUGCCGUGGAUGGGUGGAUGGGAGGGUGGCAGUGUGAGGGCAUCUGCAGGGCCACUCUUGGUGAAGACUUUGGGUUUGUAGGGGUUCUUAAGUGCCUUUGUUAAUUAAAGAAUGUUGGUCUGUGAUA